AUGGCGAGGCUGCGAAGGAGGGGGAGGGGGAGGUGGAGGGGCGUGAGGUGGCUGAGCCAUUACUCAUCGGGGCAAAGCAUUCUGAUCGUCGGAGACGGGGAUUUCUCCUUCUCGCUGGCUCUCGCCGCCGCGUUCGGGACCGGCCGGAACAUCGUCGCGACGUCGCUGGACUCCUAUGAGGCUCUGUCUCGCAAGUAUAGCAAAGCACAAUCAAAUGUAAUGGAGCUGAAGAAAAGGCGCACCACGGUUUUGCAUGGUGUUGAUGCGGAGACGAUGAAGGGUCAUACUAAUCUGAAGAUGAGACUAUUUGAUCGGAUUGUCUUUAAUUUUCCUCAUGCUGGAUUCCAUGGAAAAGAGUGUGAGAUGCAUGUUGUCAGGUUGCAUAGGGAGCUUGUGAAGGGGUUCUUUGUCAAUGCACGAGAGCUGCUUCAGCCGGAUGGUGAAAUCCACAUUAGCCACAAGACAGGAUAUCCUUACGACGGGUGGAGUAUCGUGCAACUUGCCUCCGAAUCUUCUCUGGCUAUGAUUGACAUAGUUAGUUUCCAGAAACAAGACUACCCCGGCUAUAGCCCAAAGAGAGGAAAUGGUUCAAAGUCCAACAAUACUUUCCCUCUUGGUGACUGCAACACAUACAAGUUCGUCGCGAAACAUAAUGUUGCUCAGGGAGAACAUGCAUGCCACUGCUAUAUGUGCCGAGAUAGGUAUUUCUCGCCAUACUUUGACUAUGCGAGUGGUCUCGCCACACUCGGAGUUGGGCAUGGGGGGCACCUUGCAUAUUGGUGAAAUUCAGUGAACUGGUCGUAGUAGUACGUACUAAGGGUGUGUUAACAAACUAGUUCUGAAACCUGGGAUGCCUUUGGUGAACUUAAUGUGGGACGACAUUUCAUGUGGCGGAGCACCUUUGAACUUCCAUGGUCCAUGGACAAUCA
Triticum dicoccoides is the source of this 929-nucleotide messenger RNA. Its product is annotated as heavy metal-associated isoprenylated plant protein 41-like. The coding region runs from base 1 to 783 and encodes 260 amino acids. NCBI's taxonomy places the organism in Eukaryota, Viridiplantae, Streptophyta, Magnoliopsida, Poales, Poaceae. The record is from RefSeq and is a predicted model, not a curated record. Gene Ontology annotation, molecular function: rRNA (uridine-N3-)-methyltransferase activity. Gene Ontology annotation, cellular component: cytoplasm. Gene Ontology annotation, biological process: rRNA base methylation. The transcript has 3 exons.